Messenger RNA from Sycon ciliatum, 6030 nucleotides. RefSeq lists its product as uncharacterized. Gene Ontology annotation, biological process: innate immune response. The transcript is spliced from 17 exons. Gene Ontology annotation, cellular component: cytoplasm. Gene Ontology annotation, molecular function: protein binding. NCBI's taxonomy places the organism in Eukaryota, Metazoa, Porifera, Calcarea, Leucosolenida, Sycettidae. The record is from RefSeq and is a predicted model, not a curated record. Bases 374 to 4531 code for a protein of 1385 amino acids.
ACUGAACACUUUAAGCACUUUGAUUAUAAAAAUAAUAAUGGUAAAAGACCAGUGAAUAUUGGCUACUGCAUAGCAUCAAAUGAGUGGCAAAGUUUAUUUGCAUUUUGGAGUUGAAUUCUUGCUCCUGCAACAUUAAACCCAGCAGCUGUUGCCGUCGUGUUGUGAAGUUACUAUGAAGAUUUGUAGAGUGAUCCCAUGAGUAUUUAUGUGCUGCUGUCUGACCAGGCAAAUACUAUGUACUAUGAUUUCAUAUAUGCCUUGACAUGUACGUAGAGAUCCUCAAGUGUGCUCGACACUCUACUUGCUACUCAAGUAUUCAAUUCUUAUCUGCCCACUUCUACUCAACUGCCAAUCCAGGCAGGAGUGGCACAGUAUGCCUAUGAGAGUCUAUUGUAUUGUGAUGUUUUGCAUAGUUAUGACAAACAUAGCAUACAUUAGCAUUGACUGGAAUUUCUCUCAUUUUGUCCGGUGUACUACAGGUGUAACCAUGGCAAUGGAGACUCUUCCCGAGGCGGAGUACCUGCGCCGCCUUGUACGGAGAAACGACCAUCAGAAGUUGAGGAAGGCAAUCCUUCAAGAGGACGGUACCUUGAAGGAAGGUGUAUCAAACCAGACAUAUACCAACAUAAAGGGAGAUGAGGAACCAUUACUGGGGCAGCUGCUAUUCGCGGCCUGCGAUGAUGGCUGCCUGGAGUGUGCCUGCAUCCUUGCAGACUGGUGCGGAGAAACAGUGAUCAACCAGUUGUAUCGCCGUUGGGAUUCAUGGAGGUGCACGCCACUACAUAGAGCAUGUAUGAAGGGUUACAUCGAUAUUGCCAAGCACCUUGUCAAGUGUAAAGCCAAGGUAGACAAGACUGAUUCGGUUGGUGACCUUCCUGUUCAUGACGCUGCUGGGAAUGGACAUCUGGAAGUCGUCAAGUAUCUACUAGAUGUCCAGCCCGACAUGGUCUCCGUAGAGGACAAAGAUGGGAGAACUCCUCUUGGUGAUGCAGUGUACUGGGUGGGAGCAGGUUGUGUACCCUACUUGCUGGAAGUCACCUGGACCAAGCUAGCAUAUGAUGAGGCAAAGGAGAUUGUGGAGGAAGCCAGAAAGAUAGCUCAAACCUACGGAAAAACGCAAGCAUUGGACUUGAUUAAGACCAGCUUGAUACGUGAAGAGUUUGGUGUUGAGGGUUACACUGAUCCUACUGAACUGAUUGCCAACGUGUGUGGAGUAGAAGGUUCAGGAAAAUCUACCUUCAUUGCAUCCUUCACAGCAGAAGGUUUCUUCAAUAAACGGCUACGCAAGGAGAAUCAACCGGACACGAAGGCAAAAGAUUUAGCAUCCCGAACAAAGGGAAUUGAAGAAACCAUUUACAACCAAUCGCAGGUGAAGGUGCAUUUUCGCGACUUUGCUGGUCAAGAACAUUAUACCGAGUCACAUGACAUAUUCACGGUUGCCAUGACAGCACCAUCUGUUGCCGCAAUAGUGGUGGACGGCACAGAGUGUGUUGAUGAGAUCACACAGACUGUCGGUGCAACUGCCGCCAAUAUAGUUUGUCGCCUGUCUGCACCUGAUCAUGGUUCUCUACCGACUGUGCAACAAGAACAAGAACAGCAGCAGCAGCACCACCACCACCAGGAAGAUCUGCAACAGGCGGAGAAACUUGAUGUCAUCGCAAUUGCCACACGAGCUGACCAGCUAACACCAGAAAAGCGCAUUGAAGUGGAGAAGGCCAUAAGGAGGGGAAUGAAAUCAUUCUCUCAGCGCUUGGAUCUCUCCAUUGUGAGAGUAGUGGACGCUAGAAAGUCCAACAGUUCCAGCAUGAAUGAUCUAAGAAGUGAAUUCAUGCACUUGAUCAAUCGAGUGUUGGCGAAGUCCCCAAAGCAACCGCGUUUGCUGCAGAAGGCUCGGAAGCAUUUGGAUGAGGUUCAGGCAUCGAUGCCCAAUCCAUACUGUUCAAGAGCCGAGUUCGUUGCGGCAUUCAAGAAGGCAAUCCAAGGAACCAAAGAGGCACUGCCGAAACGACUCACUGAGCAGAUCGACAGCUUUGUACGCGUCCUGACUGCUUACGGAUAUGUCAUCACAUUCCCAGAGCUGAAUGAUCUGGUGGUUCAUCAGCCUCGCUGGCUCCUGCAGGACGUGAUCGGGUUUAUGUACUCGUCCAACGUCUUCCCCCACCGCCCUGAUGGCAUUGCCAGGGAAUACAAGAUGAGUGAAGAGGAGUUCGUCCGUUCACUGACUUCAUUCGCCAAAGUCGGAGAAAAAGCUCCGCUCUGCGUGCGUAUGGUUCUACAGCUCGGCUUGUCCAUCCGCUAUCAGAAGGAUAUCCUUGCUCUCUCCCUGUUUCCCGAGUGCACACAGCCAUUGAAGGUGCACAGAGCCUUCAUGACCUCACAAGUGAUGGUAGGUUCUGUGUAUACCUGCAAUGGCUGUGUGCCAUUCUCAUCUGGUCUCAUUGUUCAAUGCCAAGCACGUGUAUACGACUACUCCGCCUGCUUUUUCUCCAGUACUGAUCCCAUGUUCUUCAAGAACACCAUCAUUGUCCACCCGCAUCCGCACACAACAGCGCUGAUUGUGUUUUCGUCCGACCGUCAGCGCUGUUGUAUUGCAGUGACGUCCAGUCGCGGUACGAACCUGCAAGUGGUUCACCACGUCCACUGGUUAUUUCUAGCUCUCUUCCUUGACCUACUAAAGAGAUACAGUCGUGGUACUUCGGUAGAGCGCACUGUCCUCAGCCUGAGCAGCAUGCGUCAGCUUAUCAAGCAAUCGGCUUCACCAGCUGCCAUCUGUCCAGUGGUUGCUUCCUACCCGUCCGAAGCCGUCAUUCUUGCCGCAAGCAGUGUGCAAAGCAAAGAUGUCAAGGACGCCAGCGGUGUGUUCGUUGACUCGGUGCAGGAUCUUCAUCACGUUCCUGCCACGCAUGUCAGUAUGCUUCCUGCCACAUGUACUGAUCGCCUGGAGAGUCUGCGAGAUUCUUCAUUCUUGCGCGAUCUCCAAUCAAGCGUAGAUGUGAGUGAGAGGGAAAUCAGCCGACUUGGUGGCCCCCAAUCAGUGUCGCCCGCUGGACCCAGUGGGCUGAAUGCCUCGCUGGUGUUGUUGGCAUGGUGCCGACAAUCUCAUCGUCACACAUCUACUGUGCUAUACAGCAGGUUAGCUCAGCACUGCUUUUCUUCGCCAUUCUCCAUUUUCUACCGAGAGAUCUGCAGGAUGCUGGUGGAGAAUGAGAACAUGCUGAUGGAAGCAUUCCCGGACAUCAUCACCUAUGAACAGCGGCAGUUGAAGGAGCAAGAACGUCUUCGUUGCCAGGCCGACAAUGUUCCAUUGGCGGAUGAUUGGUUCUCGACUGCACCCAAUACGUCAUUCCUGGGCCAGAAUCCCUGCGUGGGAAUGCUACGAUCUCACCUCCAUGCAAUGCGUGUUACGGAUAAGCUGAUCGUGGACUCCGAUCACUACACUCUGGUCCAGGAAGCUGAGGUAGCAGCAGAGUUGCUCACAUCAACAGUAGCACCAGUAGCAGUAGCAGUAGCACCGGCACCAGCAGCAGCAGCAACAGCAGCAGCACCAGCAACAGCAGCAGCACCAGCAGCACCGGCAGCAGCAACAGCAGCAGCACCACCAGCACCAGCAGCAACAGUACCAGCAGCAGCAGCAACAGCAGCACCAGCAGCAACAGCAGCACCAGCAGCAACAACAGCAGCACCACCAGCAGCAGCGCCAGCACCAGCAGCAGCACCAGCAGCAGCAGCAGCACCGGCACCAGCACAAGCAGCAACAGCAGCAGCACCACCAGCAGCAGCACCACCAGCACCAGCAGCAGCAGUACCAGCACCAGCAGCAACAGCAGCACCAGCAGCAGCAACAGCAGCAGCAGCAGUACCAGCACCAGCAGCAACAGCAGCACCAGCAGCAGCAACAGCAGCACCAGCAGCAGCAACAGCAGCACCACCACCAGCAGCGCCAGCACCAGCAGCAGCAGCAGCAGCACCGGCACCAGCACAAGCAGCAACAGCAGCAGCACCAGUAGGAGCAGCAGCAGCACCACCAGCAGCAGCACCACCAGCACCAGCAGCAGCAGUACCAGCACCAGCAGCAACAGCAGCACCAGCAGCAGCAACAGCAGCACCACCAGCAGCAGCGCCAGCACCAGCAGCAGCAGCACCGGCACCAGCACAAGCAGCAACAGCAGCAGCACCAGUAGGAGCAGCAGGAGCACCACCACCAGCAGCAGCAGCAUCACCGACUGUAGCAGAGAGUAAAGCUGAUCCAUUUGAGGAUGACUCAUUCAACGCACAUAUCCUACCAAAGUUGUAUAAGAUAUCUUGUGAUGCACUGCGGCAAAGCGUUCAGGCACAAGGACUCCUGAGUGGUUUUGAUCCCCUUCCGGAACUAAACCGUAUUGAACGGUAUGAAGGUGUAGAGAAUCAUCACCUGAAGUUGAUUGGAUACAUCCGUGCUGGAGAGCGAGAUUCAUACAUAAAGCUGUGUGCAGCAGUGAGCAAGCUCAACUUCCAAGAUCUGCACAACACCAUGCUAAGGCUACUGCAGUAGGAACUCUAGUCAUGAUGUGAUUGUGCAAGACUGCUUUCUCCCAGCACUCCAUGUACAUCACUGUUCAGAUUGUGCAAGACUGCUUUCUCCCAGCACUCCAUGUACAUCACUGUUCAGAUUGUGCAAGACUGCUUUCUCCCAGCACUCCAUGUACAUCACUGUUCAGAUUGUGCAAGACUGCUCUCUCGAAGCACUCCGUGUACAUCACUGUUCAGAUUGUGCAAGACUGCUUUCUCCCAGCACUCCAUGUACAUCACAACAGUCAUACUCACACAGCGGACAGAAUUCGUUGCCCGUAUCCCGGUAUGCUUGUUUGUGUCGUUCUUCCCCUGCCACUGCUCUGCCCUAUGCAACGUGUUCUUUUUCCUCAUCUCCACAUGUAUCAUAUUGUAUUCUUGAGUUUCUUGCUCACCAGUUGUGGAUAUGCUCCAUGUGUAUUCUUUUGAAGGUGACCGUCCUUGAGAAUAUUUUCUCAAACAGCAGCUCCACCACCUCUGCGCCCACCCCCCUCCCCAUCUUCCCUCCUCUCUCCCAAUCUCACACGCCCAUACGCGAGCAUGUGCGCACGUACAUAAUUUGUUCUAUUGUUUGCUGUGCUUGCCAAGACUGUUGGUAUGUUUCCAUCGACUGUGUUUUUUUAUUAAUACAUGUACAUGUACAUGUACAUGUAUACAUAAAUGUUCCUACUUUUGAAAAUUCUAUUAAGGUUUGCUCUAGAGCAUCUUUCUUUUGUUCUUAUUUCUUUCCAGCUACAUCUCUACAUAAAUGUCCCUAGUCUUUAAAAUUCAUUUUGGCUUGCUCUAAAGCACCUCUAUUUGCUGUGACAAUUGCACAGUAUUCUUUUCAUUUUUCACUUGACUUUGUUCACAUUUUUGCAUUUGCGCGAAUACAUAAUUUGUUCUAUUGUUUGCUGUGCUGGCCAAGACUGCUGGUAUGUUUCCAUCAACUGUGUUUUUUGAAUAUUUUCUCAAACAGCAACUCCCCCACCUCUGUCCCCACCCUCCUCUCUUCCAAUCCCACACGGGAGCACGUGCGCGCAUACAUAUCUUGUUAUAUUGUUUGCUGUGCUUGCCAAGACUGCUGGUAUGUUUGCUAAUACAUAUACAUGCCUGUACAUAUAUACAUAACAUGUUCCUACUCUUGAAAACUCAAUUUGGCUUACUCUAGAGCACCUUUCUUUUGUUCUUAUUUUUUGCUGCUACAUCUGACAGUCAUCUGUACAUAAAUGUCCCUAGUCUUUAAAAAUCAUUAUGGCUUGCCCUAAAGCACCUCUCUAUUUGCUGUGACAAUUGCACAGUAUUCUUUUCAUUUUUCACUUGACUUUGUUCACAUUUUUGCUUCCGCUGAGACUUCUGUUGACCCUGUAUUGAACUUGGCAGCUGAACUUCAUCUCCUUUCCUUGUUUUUUUUAAAUGCCUGAACAGAUCAUGACUUUUGUCACUUCUCCACUUUGCGUGCUUAUUUCAGAAAUUAAUGUGAUGGAAAUCACACACAUGUAA